Molecule: messenger RNA, 833 nt
Organism: Phanerochaete carnosa HHB-10118-sp
Lineage: Eukaryota; Fungi; Basidiomycota; Agaricomycetes; Polyporales; Phanerochaetaceae
Exons: 1
Source: RefSeq, a predicted model, not a curated record
AUAGGUAUUAAGCAAAGCGAGGUGACUCAGGUAAAAUACGCGAUACCCGCCCAGAGAAGAGGCGCCGACAAUCGUAACUUACGCGGUAGACACGACGGCACACUCCCGUCACGUCCACAAACUCGACCUUGCCGCCAUUCUCGCGCAGCAGAACUCCCAAGUCGACUUGCACGCUGAAGCCUAAGAGACCUCAACGCGCGAUUUUCUCCAAGCUGUCUCGCAUCAUGCGAAGAAUGCACGUACAGAGAACACGUGCAGGAAGACCACACACUUGACCCAGAAGAGGAUCACAGGAAAACACUCAGCCACUAAAACGAGACGCAUGCAUUCACGGUCGGGGAGCUUGCGCUUAUUGCGGGUAAGUAAUGGCGCAUAUAGUCAUGCCGGGGUGGUGUUCAAUACAUGCGAAUCUAGGGUGAGAGGGGCAAAAAGAAGCGAGGCCUACAGUCGCAUCCAGUAUGUCUCCACAGUACGUCCAUCUCUUCUACGUACGUCUAGUCUAAUAUUCCCCCCGGAAGAGAGCGAGAGCGCGCGUUGUUGAAUGCACACGCGUCAUCUAGAUGUUCCCCGAGCCCGCUGAAGUUUGCCGCCGCCGCCUCAUUAGAGGCAUCGAUAAAGACAAGUUCAUUAUCCGCCUCAUGCGCGCCGACCUUGCACGAGGUCAGUACUGUGGCUAUUGUUUCCAGCGACAACUACGAAGGCGCAUUUUUGGUCCGUAUUCAUGUGCGCUGGACUGGCUAACAUCCUCGACGACUUCGAUAGCAUGCGAGGCGCGUAUGCAUUUAAUCAAGAGCCCCAAACAGAUUAGACAAGUUGGUGUUAAGAUAAUUUAU